GCACAGAGUCUCUGAGGUCCGCAUCGCUCCUCUCGCGCUCCGCUGAUGGACUCAUGAUGAUGAUGAUGAUGAUGACGGUUCAGGCAUGAAGAGGAUGUUCAGCUGCUCCAGAAUCAGUUCAUCAGCCGCUGCUUCUGUCGGAUGUACCGGAUCGAUGUGUUUGAUUGGAUAUGAAGGAUGAAUGUGUUCAGAGAUCUGAGCUGAUUGAAUCAAACUCGCUUCUUCAUCAUGGAUCCGAAUCUUCUCACUCUCUUCAAACUUUCUCUGAUCCUCGCAGUGAACACGCUGAUGACGAGAGGUUUAUCAGACGCAGACGGCGUUGAUCUGUUGUUCACCCAGCGGCCGUGGCUCUUGCAGUGCAAUCAGACGCUCCUGCUGCUGGAGAUGGAGAGAUGUGGAGAACAAUUCAGCAUCGACAUGAAUCAUGUUCAUCCUGACGACAGAUGCAACCUCACGCACUUCAUCAGAGAGUAUCACGUCUUCUCCUUCUGCACGGAGAUGAACGCAGAGCGCAUCGGCUGCUUCUGGCCGAACCCAGCGGUGGAGCGCUUCAUCAUCAGCAUCCACAAGCACUUCUUCUCCAACUGCAGCCUGGAGCACGUGGUGUUCGUCGACCCGCCGGACGUCACGCUCACCCUCCUCAUCCUCGUGCCCGUCUUCCUCACGCUGGCCAUGGUGGUGCUGGUGGUGUGGUGCAGCAAGCGGAGCGACAUCCUCGCCUAGCCUGCGCUGGACCUUCACGAUGCUGAUGGACCUUGAAGAGAAGAACCGGUCAGACGUGAUCUGACUGAAGAGGAGCUCAUGCUGUUCUCCUUCAGAAGCUGGAGGCUUUAUUCCUCGUCUCGCUGCGAUCACUGAUGCUGAAUUAAUUCAGUGUUAAUAGAGAGCGUGAGUGAAGAUCUGUCAGGAUCUCUGGACGGACCAAAUGAAUCAUGUACUGUACAGCUAUUAUUUAAUGUUUUAAUUAAAUAACGUAGAUUUAGAGCAUUUGUCAAGCUCACACUGCCGUGUUUGUGGUUUUUGUUGGGUCUCUCAUCACUCAGUUUGACCGUUCGUUAUCAUCUCGACAUAAUCGCUGGUUCAUUUAUCAGCCAGUGAUUUCAGCUUUGGCUUGCAGGAGAAUCCUGCACCUGUUAUUGAGAAGAUGAAGACGUUCUGGGAAACAAAAAGGAUUGGUUCAGACUAAAGCGGGACGUGUACGAAUGAGAAUCUGGUGAGAACGGCCCUCCACGCAGCCAGCGAGGCUGGUUUUAGGAUGACGGUAUUAUUUAUAUGAGAAGGAAAGCCGUGCAUUGUGUGUGGCUUAGAGAUACAAACAAAAGACAAUAGUUGCUCUCAAGCGUCUGGCCUCGUGUUCUGCAGAAGAGCCGUGCAGAGCCAGAGCCGCUCGCGCCGCAGGAAGGAUAUAAAAGACUUUCCCAGCGCAGCCGAUGAAUGAGAGGAAAUGGGCUGGUUAUGAUUUUCACCAAAAGAGCUACAGGAACCGCUGCCGUGUUCCCAAAAUGUGUUCUGAUGGAGGCGUCAGACGUUUAAGAACCAAACGCAGAGAUGAUGAUCGUCUGUGUGCGUCGUCUCGUCAGUCUGCAGUAUAGCUUCGUCUGCUGUGCAGAACAGCAGCCUGCAUUUAUGAUUUAUGUAUUUGAAUUGCAUUUUAAAAAUUUCCAUCGAUUUGGAUUUCACAGUUUUAACCUAAACGAACUAAUAAACUUAAAGUAAUGCAUAUUUCUCAGUCAUACAUCAUUGAAACGUCUACACUCAAGAAAUCAUUAACUAUUCGCAUCUAUUUG
Messenger RNA from Sinocyclocheilus grahami, 1787 nucleotides. Its product is annotated as receptor activity-modifying protein 3-like. Lineage: Eukaryota; Metazoa; Chordata; Actinopteri; Cypriniformes; Cyprinidae. The record is from RefSeq and is a predicted model, not a curated record. The coding region runs from base 229 to 723 and encodes 164 amino acids. Gene Ontology annotation, molecular function: coreceptor activity. Gene Ontology annotation, biological process: regulation of G protein-coupled receptor signaling pathway; intracellular protein transport; calcium ion transport. Gene Ontology annotation, cellular component: cell surface; membrane; signaling receptor complex. The transcript has 4 exons.